AUGUCUAGGGCUGUUCAUCUUCUAGUCCCCUGUCCUGUUCAACUUGGUUCCUUAAGAAAUGACUCCUUGGAAGCUCAGCUUCAUGAGUAUGUCAAACAAGGGAACUACGUGAAAGUGAAGAAGCUUCUUAAGAAAGGAAUUUAUGUUGAUGCAGUUAACUCCCUGGGCCAGACUGCACUCUUUGUUGCAGCAUUAUUAGGCCUUUCGAAGUUGGUUGAUAUUCUGGUGGAUUAUGGAUCAGAUCCAAAUCACCGCUGCUUUGAUGGGAGCACCCCUGUUCAUGCAGCAGCAUUUUCAGGAAAUCAGUGGAUCCUCAGUAAACUUCUGGAUGCAGGGGGUGAUCUUCGACUCCAUGACGAGAAGGGUCAAAACCCACAGACCUGGGCCCUAACGGCAGGGAAGGAGCGCAGCACUGCGAUGGUGGAGUUCAUGCAGCGCUGUGCCUCGCACAUGCAGGCCCUCAUCCAGGGCUUGUCCUAUGACCUAAAGAAGAUCGACUCCCCUCAGCGUCUCAUCAGUGGCUCAGCCCGGUUUGGCGGCCUCAUACAGGGAAACCCUAAUGGCUCCCCUAACCGACUGCUUAAAGCUGGAGUCACUUCUGCCCAAAAGAUCUACAGCUUUGGCUUUGGGAAGUUUUAUCUCACAGGGGGAGCACAGCUGGCCUACCUGGGAUCUCUUCCAAUAAUUGGAGAAAAGGAAGUGAUUCAAGCUGAUGAUGAGCCUACCUUCUCUUUCUUCAGUGGCCCCUACAUGGUCAUGACCAACCUGGUGUGGAAUGGGAGCAGGGUCACAGUGAAGGAGCUGAGUCUCCCCACCCACCCUCACUGCAGCAGACUUCGGCUGGCUGACUUGUUAAUUGCAGAGCAGGAACACAGCAGCAAGCUGCGGCACCCCCACCUGCUACAGCUGAUGGCUGUGUGCCUGUCACAGGACCUCGAGAAGACCCGCCUUGUCUAUGAGCGCAUCACUGUCGGCACACUAUUCAGUGUCCUCCAUGAACGGCGGUCCCAGUUCCCCGUGCUCCACAUGGAGGUGAUUGUGCAUCUGCUGCUCCAGAUCUCAGAUGCUCUGAGAUACUUGCAUUCCCGGGGGUUUAUCCACUGCUCCCUCAGCUCCUACGCCAUCCACAUCGUCUCUGCUGGAGAAGCAAGGCUGACCAACCUGGAGUACAUGAUGGAAAGCCAGGAUGGACGAGUACACAGGGACCUGACUCGAGUGCCACUCCCAACCCAGCUGUACAACUGGGCUGCCCCAGAGGUGAUCUUACAGAAGGCAGCCACUGUGAAGUCAGACAUCUACAGCUUUUCUAUGAUCAUACAGGAGAUUUUAACAGAUAGCAUACCCUGGAAUGGCUUAGAUGGCUCAGUUAUUAAUGAAGCCAUAGUCUUGGGAAAUUACUUAGAAGCUGAUGUCAGGCUUCCAGAACCUUAUUAUGAUAUUGUUAAGUCAGGCAUCCAGGUCAAGCAGAAAGACCGAACUAUGAACCUUCAGGAUAUCCAGUACAUUCUGAAGAACGACUUAAAGGAUUUUCUCAGAGCCCAGAUAACUCAGCCAACAGAGAGCCCCAAGAUGCAGAGAUACGAACUUCAUCGUGAUGCCAAUGUCUGUUUAGGACUGACGUCAGAACAUCUGAAAGAGACCCCUAACUUGGAAAUAAAAGAGCUAAAGGAAACGGCAGGCAGUUGGCUUCAUUCACCCACCGAGAAAGCAACACCAGAUCCUCAGGUCCUAGAUCCAAGUCUGAUGGCCAAGGAGACUCAGAACCAAGAUACUGCUUCUCCUGCCUGCUUUGUGAUGGAAGAGGCCAGGAGGCCCAGCCCAGGUCAGACUAGCCUCUGCAGCUUUGAAAUCAAUGAAAUCUACUCAGGCUACCUGGACAGGGGAGAUGACGAGGAGGAGCCUCCAGGAGCUGAUUCAUCUGUUGAGGGGGCCGGACCAAGCCAAGCAGAUGAACUAAAGUCCAUGGAAGAAUACUUGGAAAACAUGGAGAGAGAGGCUCACUGUUUUUGUGAUGAGGAGGAGAGCUCUUCAGAAGCUGACACAGAGCUCUCCUUUGAGGACUGGGAUUGGCAAAAUGAUUCUCUUAGUUCACCCAGCCCACCUGAGCUAGCCAGCGAAGCCAAGGGCAAUGGGAGCAAUAGGUGCAUAACCGAGGGGUACAUCAGUAAGUGUGUGCUGAACCUGAAGAUUUCACAGAUAUUUAUGUACCAGAAUGCCUAUUUGCUGAGGAGCGUCCAACAGAAAAUUGAUAAGCUUGAGAUGAUACAGAAGGAGCAGGAGGAGUCCAGGUCUUUGUGGGCUUCUUCUAGAGAGUUUACAAACAUCUGUGACUUACCUUUAGCCACAGGCCCCCCAGUUUCCACCUAUGUUCCUCCUGUCAUGCAGUUGCCAGGAGGCCAGCAGCUGGACACCAGUGGCAGUUGCCAAACCCUGACAAGGCCUUCCAUGGUGAGAGACUUUCAAGGGGGACAUUUUGGUGAAAGGUCCAAGAAAAGAAGUGGCUGUGGCUGGAAACCUGUCACCCAAGUCUCUGAAGAAAGCACUGGGGAUCAGCCAGAGAAGAGCCAUCAGCUGCCAACUUUUUGUGGGCCUGGAAAACAGGGCGCAAGUGAACCAUUGCAGCCCUCUCAAGGAGCCAAGCACAGUUUGGAAAGAAACAGGAGUCCAUAUACCAGUAGUCAGGGAAAAUCUAAAGAGUCCAGUGCCCAAACCAAGUUGACUCAGCCUAAUACUGCACUUUUGCCUGUGCCAAGCCACCCGAAGGGACUUUCAGUGUCAUCCAGCCCUGGCCAGGCCUUUACUAGGAUCAGUAUGGAAUCUAUAUCUUCUGAUAUCUGUAAAGCAAAGUCAAGAAAUAACAAAGAUGAUGGAGAGGUACUCUUAAAAUGGAAACUGGAGGUGAAAGAAAUGGCAGAGAGAGCAGCCACUGGGCAGCUGGCAGUACCACCAUGGCAUCCUCAGAGUAGAACAACUUUAGAGGAUGAGGCUAAAGAUGAGCCCGAUUCCCUGCUGCAGCCGCCGCCUGGGGACCCUGAGAAAGUGGGCUGGCGGUGCACUGUAGAGUAUCCCAGGAAAAAUGAUGAUCCAGAGGAAAAUGGCAAAUGUGACACAACAGGUAACCAUGACUGUGACAGUGACCAGCAUGGCAGACAGCCUGGACCUCAAAGCUUCAAUGGUAUCAGCCACCUGUCACCCAGAAAAAAUGAACAGCCAGAGCAUAGUGAAGUCUUUCAAGCAAGUUCUGAUGCGCUCAUGGUCGUUGAGAAAUCUUACAGUGAACAGUCCGUGCAAUCAACUUGUUCACCAGAGUCUUCUGAGGAUGUAACAGAUGAAUUUUUAACUCCAGACUAUGAAUAUUUUUAUUCCUCGACUGCUCAAGAAAACUUAGCUCUAGAGACCUCAAGUCCCAUAGAAGAGGACUUCGAAGGAAUACAAGAUGCACUUGCCCAUCCUCAAGGCCCGGGCGAAGAAAAGUUCCAAAUGAGAAAAAACCUAGAAAGGAAUGCUGAGAUUUUGACCAGGUCUCAAUUCCAACCUAUACAAAGUACUGAAGGUGAACAAGAGGAGACAUUAAAGGAACCACCAAAGGAGCUGAAAGAGAAAGACAUAUCACUGACAGACAUUCAAGACCUGUCUAGUAUCUCCUAUGAACAAGAUGGUUCUUUUAAGGAAGCCUCAUGCAAAACACCCAAAAUAAACCAUGCGCCAACAAGUGUCAGCACUCCACUCAGCCCAGGGUCAAGUUCUUCAGCUGCCAGUCGAUAUAAAGACUGCCUUGAAAGUGUCACAUUUCAGAUUACAACAGGGUCUACCUCAUGCUGGAACAGUGAGGAAUCCAUUCAAACUUCAUCUGAAAGAUUUACAACCGUUCGAGAGAAAGCAAAGAGCCUAGAUUCCUUUCUUACUUCCUCUGAAACUGCCCCUUCAAGACUGACCAAUCUCAAAAGAUGGUCUGCAUUUACUGGGGCCAGUUCUUCCAGCAGUGCUAAGUCACCUGACACAUCAUCCCAUCCCACCCAGAGAAGGAGCCUGCCGAAAGCAUUAGUGGAAACCAUUUCACAGCAUCACAUUGAUGAGCUACCACCACCAUCUCAGGAUCUGCUUGACGAAAUUGAGCACUUGAAGCAACAGCAGGCCUUAUCCACAGUGUUGGGGGAGAGCACAGCAAGUCAUCUGGGUGUCACUGUAAAUGAUCAAAAGCACUUAGAAGAACAAGAAACUAACAGUAAAAAAGAAGAUAGCAGUAUAGUCUGGACCAAAGAAGCUCAGGAUCUAGAAGAGGACACAGAGAGAGCUCACUCUACCCUCGAUGAGGACCUAGAAAGAUGGCUACAGCCACCUGAGGACAGCACGGAGCAACAGGAUCUCCCCGGAGGCUCUACAAGGGAGACAAAUACCAAGGAUCAAGAAACUGGUGAAAAGAAGAAAAAAGGGGAAGAAAGCUUCAAGUCAGAGAAAAAGAAAUCAGACAGCUUUUUAGAGAAUUCUGAAGAAGUUCAUCAAGAGGAACUAAAACCCUGUUUUUGGAAGCGACUGGGUUGGUCUGAACCAUCCAGGAUAAUCGUGCUGAAUCAGAGUGACUUGUCAGACUGAUGGGAAUUGGGUCGCAGGUAGACUCCUGGCCUGAGUUUGAGCAUUCAGCUUGUGAGUUCCUGUCUCUCCUCCUGUGCUUCAGUCACCAUCUGGGCAGUGAUUCUGUACCUCGCACUUUGUUCAGCUGCCACAAUAGACAGAAUGGCCCUGUCUGUUUGCGCCACAGUUAACCAUUUGUUUUAAGUUCAGAUUUCAGAAAAGUGAAAGGUAGCUUUUAUUGUAAAAUUUUCUCAUUGUUCCCAGAAUGGCUUUGAUUUUGGUUUUGUUGGUACAGAUUUUUGAAAACUUUAACUCCUUUUGAAAACUUUAACUCCUGUUAUAUAAUAAAAUGUUUACCUUGAAUACCAUUUAGGUUUUAACUGUGGAAGAGAUAUUUCUGUUUUAGUUAUUGGGAGAGGAACUGCGACCCAAAGAGGCUUCAAUUUCUGUUAUAAAGUUUGACAGAUAAGCAGUGACUGCUACCACCUAUCAUAUAAGCCAGCACAAGUCAUCCAUAGUUUAGAACAGAAAUACUGCCUUCCUCUUGGCCAGGAUUGCCAUAUUCCCAUUCCAGCUAGAAUUUAUUUACAUGAUGAAAAUAUGGUGGGAAUAAAAGUCUGAGAUAUUUUGAACCCUU
Molecule: messenger RNA, 5209 nt
Organism: Suricata suricatta (meerkat)
Lineage: Eukaryota; Metazoa; Chordata; Mammalia; Carnivora; Herpestidae
Gene: TEX14
Product: testis expressed 14, intercellular bridge forming factor
Exons: 32
Coding region: 1-4593 (1530 amino acids)
Biological process (GO): mitotic sister chromatid separation; protein phosphorylation; attachment of spindle microtubules to kinetochore
Cellular component (GO): kinetochore; intercellular bridge; midbody
Molecular function (GO): ATP binding; protein binding; protein kinase activity
Source: RefSeq, a predicted model, not a curated record